This is a messenger RNA of Laccaria bicolor S238N-H82, 588 nucleotides long. RefSeq lists its product as uncharacterized. The record is from RefSeq and is a predicted model, not a curated record. Bases 1 to 588 code for a protein of 195 amino acids. The transcript has 6 exons. NCBI's taxonomy places the organism in Eukaryota, Fungi, Basidiomycota, Agaricomycetes, Agaricales, Hydnangiaceae.
AUGGUGGAAAGGCAGGAACACCACUGGCAUGUCCUUGUGGCAUAUAUUCCUCAAUUUCAGUUUGAUCACAUCGCCAUGCAGCAGCCUGCCAUUUUGUCGACUCUAAACCCUGACUGCAUGAACCCACUUUACAGAUACACAUCACACAAAAACAUCCAGUGGAUCUGCACCACUUGUAUUCAAUCUGCCUACUUAGGCUUGUACUCAGGCUGGAACUGGGAGACAGUAUUCCAGGAUGCCUCAAGUUUGGAGUACCCAAAUCAUUACCUUCUCAAGGGACCUGAUGGACAUGUUGAUACUACAUCAUUCAGUCAAAAUUUCUCUGUUAGUGACUGGUCCAGCAACACUGUGAGCAUCGGCAGCACCUCCAACAACAAUGUUGACAUGAAGGAUGCAGAACCUGCAUAUGCAACACACUACCCAGACUACAAUGUGUUCAGCAAAGGACUUUUAGUCAACAAUGGAUAUGUCGAACGCGGGGUCAGCGAUUUCACACCUUACCUUUCCACCCCCACCAACACACCUUACCUUUCCAUGUUGUCCCCUAUUGAAUCUACUAUGUUCCGAAUUCUUUCGCUCCCAGACUAG